GGCGGCGCCGGGCCGCAGGAGUAGGAAGAAGCCGGGGCUGCAGCCGGAGUGCAGCGGCUGCUGGCCGAGUAGCAGGCGCUGCCGCGGCGCCAUAUUGUGGCCCUCAGCGGCCGCGGUCGAGUCAUGGCCGAGACCUACGACUUCCUCUUCAAAUUCCUGGUGAUUGGCAGUGCAGGAACUGGCAAAUCAUGUCUCCUUCAUCAGUUCAUUGAGAAUAAGUUCAAACAGGACUCCAAUCACACGAUCGGUGUGGAGUUUGGAUCUCGGGUGGUCAAUGUGGGUGGAAAGACUGUGAAGCUACAGAUUUGGGACACAGCCGGCCAGGAGCGGUUUCGGUCGGUGACGCGAAGUUACUACAGAGGGGCGGCUGGAGCCCUGCUAGUGUAUGACAUCACCAGCCGAGAGACCUACAACUCUCUGGCGGCCUGGCUGACAGAUGCUCGCACCCUGGCCAGUCCCAACAUCGUGGUCAUCCUCUGCGGCAAUAAGAAGGACCUGGACCCAGAGCGGGAAGUCACUUUCCUGGAAGCCUCCCGCUUUGCCCAGGAGAAUGAGCUGAUGUUCCUGGAAACGAGUGCUCUCACAGGUGAGAAUGUGGAGGAAGCUUUCCUGAAAUGUGCCCGCACCAUCCUGAACAAGAUCGACUCAGGUGAGCUGGAUCCCGAGAGGAUGGGUUCAGGCAUUCAGUAUGGUGAUGCGUCCCUUCGCCAGCUACGGCAACCUCGGAGCGCCCAAGCUGUGGCCCCUCAGCCUUGUGGCUGCUGAGACCAAUGGAACCAGCUCACCUGUUCUCCAGGAUCAGCCCUGUCCUUCCGGCUGGGGCCCAGCCCCUAGGAAGCUAUACCCCCUCACCUGCCCUGGCCCCGGAGACGCUGCCCUGCCACCUCUCCCCCAUUCCUGGCCUGGUGGGGCCUGGCUGAGGGGCAAGACUGAGCCAUGGGGGAAGGGGAAAUCUGUACCUGCUGCUGCUUCCUCUGUCUUGGCUAACCCCUGUCCCCCAACCCUUAAUCAAACUCAGAGUUCCCUAAGCCUGAGACCAGGGCCACAGUGGGCCCAGCUUCCCACCUGGCCCUGCCAUUGUGAGUAUGUGUUAUUUAUUGCACAGAGCCUGUCUUGUCUCUGCCCUGCCCACAUAAAGCAUUGUUUACACCUA
This is a messenger RNA of Erinaceus europaeus (western European hedgehog), 1153 nucleotides long. RefSeq names its product RAB4B, member RAS oncogene family (gene RAB4B). Bases 124 to 765 code for a protein of 213 amino acids. Lineage: Eukaryota; Metazoa; Chordata; Mammalia; Eulipotyphla; Erinaceidae. Gene Ontology annotation, cellular component: endosome. The record is from RefSeq and is a predicted model, not a curated record. The transcript has 8 exons. Gene Ontology annotation, biological process: regulation of endocytosis; Rab protein signal transduction. Gene Ontology annotation, molecular function: GTP binding; GTPase activity.